CUCUCAGAUUUGUUUCUUGAGCUGGGAGAGUGCAAGCAAAGGCCUAUCUUUGGCUCUUUGUGUGAUAGCCACAAUGGCCUCUUACACUGCUUACAGUGGCUACAGCAAGCCACCUCAAUCUUACGUAGGCUCAUACUACGAUGAGAAGCAGGCCAAGACAUAUGCAGAUUAUGAAGACUCUAUAAUUGAGGAAAAAAAGAGAUUAGAGAAGAAGGACCGUCGGGAUGCCAUCUGUUGUGAAGUAGUGGCCCUUGUCAUUGGUUUCAUUGGACUAAUCGGAGUGUCAGCCGUGACAGGGCUGCCGAUGUGGAAGGUAACAGCCUUCAUUGAGGAGAACAUCAUUGUCAUGGAGACCCGCUGGGAGGGUUUGUGGAUGAACUGCUACAGACAAGCCAACAUCAGGAUGCAGUGCAAGGUGUAUGACUCCCUACUGUUUCUGCCCCCGGACCUCCAGGCUGCUAGGGGUCUGGCGUGCAGCUCUGUGGCCCUGACCGUCUUCGCCCUCAUCGUUUCAGCAGUGGGGAUGAAGUGUACCAAAGUGGUGGACCAUCGGGCUCGCACCAAGCAUAUUGUUCUUGUGGCUGGAGGUUGUCUGUUCCUCUUGGCCACUCUCACUAUCCUAAUCCCUGUGUCCUGGACUGGCCAUGUCAUCAUCAGGGAUUUCUACAACCCCUUGCUGAUCGAUGCCCAGCGCAGGGAGCUCGGGGAGGCUCUUUACAUCGGCUGGGCGACCUCAGCUUUGCUUUUCUCUGCCGGAGUGAUCCUGCUGUGUCGUCACGCUCCCCGCACCCAGGAUUCAGAUGAGAGGAUUGUAUACAACCCCAACGGAAAUAUCUACCAACCUGCAUACACAUACCAGCCAGCGUACACGUACCAGCCAGCGUACAGCUACCAGCCUCCCUACUCACUACCCCCGCCAGGAUCUGUAGCAUACACACCAAGUCAGUACUAGUGAGGGGAAUCAAACACAGAGACAAUUUUGGAGUCUUUUUGUUUUUGUUUUUAUUUGCCAAGAUUUGACACAGUUUAAAUUGACUAUUAUGAUAAAGGCUGUCACUGGAAAUGGCCAAAUAUUUCAUUACUUUCUCAAAGAGGGCCAAGUGUAUUGCAUAGAUUUAAAGUCAUUAUGGAACUGAUUGUGUUUUGAUCAUGAUGACCUGUGCUGAAUUACUGUAUGCUUUGUUUCCAUAUGCUUAGCUUACACUAAAUUAUAUAAGUCAUUUAGAAGUAUUUUUAAUCUGUAAUAAUACAAUAAUUGUUGAUAUCACUGUCUUAACAACAGCGCUUGCUGGCUUUCUCUUUGAAAAAAAAUUAUGCACUAGGCCUUUCUCAGAUAAUAUACCUCCAGAUGAUUUGUGUUCACCUCUUGAGUUUUUGUUGUAAAUGUACAUACUUUUUUAAGUGCUGGCCUAAAUAUAAGGUCAAUUGUGGUUUCCAAUAAAAGGGAUAAAGUUGA
Messenger RNA from Sebastes umbrosus (honeycomb rockfish), 1456 nucleotides. Its product is annotated as claudin-8-like. Gene Ontology annotation, cellular component: bicellular tight junction; plasma membrane. Gene Ontology annotation, biological process: cell adhesion; bicellular tight junction assembly. The transcript has a single exon. The record is from RefSeq and is a predicted model, not a curated record. Gene Ontology annotation, molecular function: structural molecule activity. The coding region runs from base 74 to 952 and encodes 292 amino acids. NCBI's taxonomy places the organism in Eukaryota, Metazoa, Chordata, Actinopteri, Perciformes, Sebastidae.